AUGAAGUUUUCUAAUCUCCUCCUCCUCGCUGCCGUCGCUGUGGCUGCUCCUUACCCCGUCGCCGAUGACGCUUCCGACAUCGCCAACGCCGACUCUGCCGGAGCCGUUGCCGACGUUGCCUCGGUAGAACAGCAACCGGCUAACGGUCAAGCCCAGGUGGCUCCCGACGCUCCCACCACCAAGCCCUCUGCCAACGACAUUAAGAACGCUGCUAAGAGUGCUGGUGCCACCGUCAGUGACGCUGAUGCCAACAAGAUCGCCAAUGCCUACCAACAAUCGGACGAAGCCGGUGACCAGGCCGUGGCUCAAGUGCAAGGGGCGAGCUUGCCUGAUGCUUCUAAUGGCGUGAUCUUCUUGCCCAAGGACAAGUACUUCUACUUCUCGAUUGGUGGGAAGAAGUACCAGUACUUUGGUUUCCACAGAGGCCACGGGUGGAAGUGGGCCUGGGGUUUGAAAACCACCUGGACUUGCAAGCUCGUCAUCUUCUGCUACCCCACCAGCUUCGACUCGUUCUUCAAAGGCUCGUUCUGGUAG
This is a messenger RNA of Diutina rugosa, 534 nucleotides long. RefSeq lists its product as uncharacterized. NCBI's taxonomy places the organism in Eukaryota, Fungi, Ascomycota, Pichiomycetes, Serinales, Debaryomycetaceae. The coding region runs from base 1 to 534 and encodes 177 amino acids. The record is from RefSeq and is a predicted model, not a curated record. The transcript has a single exon.